GCACCGGGGAGCGCAGCCCGAGCCCCCCCCCGACGGGAGGCGGGAGCGGGGGUGGGGCCUCCGGUGGCCCCCCCCGUCCCGGGCGGCCCCGGGUCCCCUCCCCGCACGCUGCUGCCGGCGGGACUUCCUGAUCCCGCCGCAUUGGCCGCAGGUAGCGCAGCCGUGCGGGACGGGGCACGGACAGACGGACAGAGCCCAUGCGGACCCUUAGCUGAGCUUCAUCCCCCCCCCCCCCCCCCCUCCUCCUCGUCUUCCUCCUCCCUCCCUGCCCGGCUCCCUUCCUGCCCGGCACAUGUAAAACUUGUGGGGCUCCGCUCCCGUCGCGCUCCCGGUGCUGCUGGCGGCAGGAGCCGGGCUGGGAUCGUCCCCCCGCGGAGCAGAGACCCCUCCUCACCCCUCCCCGGAGCGGGGACCCCCCGGCUCCGCUGGCCCAUGCUGGAUUUCGGCCCGGGAAGGUGACUGCAGGAGGAAGCGGCGCCGCGCCGGGUCGGGGUAACCAUGAAUGAGAUGUCGAGUUUCCUGCACAUCGGGGACAUCGUCUCCCUGUACGCCGAGGGCUCCGUCAAUGGCUUCAUCAGCACCCUGGGGCUGGUGGACGAUCGGUGCGUGGUGGAGCCGGCGGCCGGAGACCUGGACAACCCCCCCAAGAAAUUCCGAGAUUGCCUGUUCAAAGUGUGUCCCAUGAACCGCUACUCUGCCCAGAAGCAGUACUGGAAGGCCAAGCAAACCAAGCAGGACAAGGACAAGAUCGCCGACGUGGUGCUGCUGCAGAAGCUCCAGCACGCGGCCCAGAUGGAGCAGAAGCAGAACGAGACGGAGAACAAGAAGGUGCACGGGGACGUGGUGAAGUACGGGAGCGUCAUCCAGCUGCUGCACAUGAAGAGCAACAAGUACCUGACGGUGAACAAGCGUCUGCCGGCGCUGCUGGAGAAGAACGCCAUGCGGGUGACCCUGGAUGCCACCGGCAACGAGGGCUCCUGGCUCUUCAUCCAGCCCUUCUGGAAGCUCAGGAGCAACGGGGACAACGUAGUCGUGGGAGACAAAGUCAUCCUGAACCCCGUGAACGCCGGGCAGCCGCUGCACGCCAGCAACUACGAGCUGGCUGACAAUGCUGGCUGCAAGGAGGUGAACUCGGUCAAUUGUAACACCAGCUGGAAAAUCAACCUGUUCAUGCAGUUCUGCGACCACAUGGAGGAAGUGCUGAAGGGGGGGGAUGUGGUGAGGCUGUUCCACGCCGAGCAGGAGAAGUUCCUCACCUGUGAUGAGUACAAGGGCAAGCUGCACGUCUUCCUGCGCACCACCCUGCGCCAGUCGGCCACCUCGGCCACCAGCUCCAACGCCCUGUGGGAGGUGGAGGUGGUUCACCACGACCCGUGCCGCGGGGGAGCCGGGCACUGGAAUGGCUUGUACCGCUUCAAGCACCUCGCCACGGGCAACUACCUGGCAGCAGAGGAAAACCCAAGUUAUAAAGGAGACGUGGCUGAGCCCAAAGCAGCGCCCACGGGCGGCAGCAGCCGUGCCAGCCGCAGGAACACCGGGGAGAAGAUCAAGUACAGGCUGGUGGCCGUGCCCCACGGCAACGACAUCGCCUCCCUCUUCGAGCUGGACCCCACCACGCUGCAGAAGACUGAUUCCUUCGUCCCACGGAACUCCUAUGUGAGGCUGCGCCACCUCUGCACCAACACCUGGAUCCAGAGCACCAACGUGCCCAUCGACAUCGAUGAGGAGAGGCCCAUCCGCCUCAUGCUGGGCACGUGCCCCACCAAAGAGGACAAAGAAGCUUUUGCCAUCGUCUCCGUGCCCGUGUCCGAGAUCCGGGACCUGGACUUUGCCAACGACGCCAGCUCCAUGCUGGCCAACGUGGUGGAGAAGAUGAACGAGGGUUUCCUCAGCCAGAACGACCGGAGGUUCGUGAUCCAGCUGCUGGAGGACUUGGUGUUUUUUGUCAGUGAUGUCCCCAACAAUGGCCAGAACGUGCUGGACAUCGUGGUGACCAAGCCCAACCGGGAGCGGCAGAAGCUGAUGCGGGAGCAGAACAUCCUGAAGCAGAUCUUUGGGAUCCUGAAGGCCCCUUUCAAGGACAAGGGCGGGGAAGGGCCCCUGGUGAGGCUGGAAGAGCUGUCGGACCAGAAGAACGCUCCCUACCAAUACAUGUUCCGCCUGUGCUACCGCGUGCUCCGGCAUUCCCAGGAGGAUUACCGCAAGAACCAGGAGCACAUCGCCAAGCAGUUCGGAAUGAUGCAGUCCCAGAUCGGCUACGACAUCCUGGCCGAGGACACCAUCACGGCCCUGCUGCACAACAACCGCAAGCUGCUGGAGAAGCACAUCACCAAGACCGAGGUGGAGACCUUCGUCAGCCUGGUGCGCAAGAACCGCGAGCCACGGUUUUUGGAUUAUCUCUCGGAUCUCUGCGUGUCCAACCACAUCGCCAUCCCCGUCACGCAGGAGCUGAUCUGCAAGUGCGUGCUGGACUCCAAGAACAGCGACAUCCUCAUCAAAACUGAGCUGAGGCCAGUGAAGGAGAUGUCCCAGACCCACGAGUACCUGAGCAUUGAGUACUCAGAGGAGGAGGUCUGGCUCACCUGGACGGACAAGAACAACGACCACCACGAGAAAAGCAUCCGGCAGCUGGCACAGGAGGCCCGGGCUGGCAAUGCCCACGAUGAAAACGUCCUCAGCUACUACAGGUACCAGCUGAAGCUCUUUGCCCGCAUGUGCCUGGACCGCCAGUACCUGGCCAUCAAGGAGAUCUCCCAGCAGCUGGGGGUGGACCUGAUCUUCCUGUGCAUGGCAGAUGAGAUGCUGCCCUUCGACCUGCGCGCCUCCUUCUGCCACCUCAUGCUGCACGUGCACGUGGACAGGGACCCCCAGGAGCUGGUGAUGCCCGUGAAGUUUGCACGGCUCUGGACGGAGAUCCCCACAGCCAUCACCAUCAAAGACUACGACUCCAACCUCAACGUCUCCCGUGAUGACAAGAAGAACAAGUUUGCCAGCACCAUGGAGUUUGUGGAAGACUAUCUCAACAACGUGGUGAGCGAGGCCGUGCCCUUCGCCAAUGAGGAGAAGAACAAGCUCACCUUCGAGGUCGUCAGCCUUGCCCACAACCUCAUCUACUUCGGCUUCUACAGCUUCAGCGAGCUGCUGCGCCUGACACGGACCCUGCUGGGCAUCAUCGACUGCGUCCAGAACCCUCAGCUGAUGAUGCAGGCUGUCUACAACGACGAGGUGACAGGGAAGAACGUGCGGAGGUCGAUCCAGGGCGUGGGGCAGAUGAUGUCCACCAUGGUGCUGAGCAGGAAACAGUCCAUCUUCAGCCCCCCCAGCCUCAGCACUGGCUCUGCCCCGGAGCAAGUGGACAGAGGGAGGAGCAUUGAGAACGAGAACAUCGUGGUGAUGGAGACCAAGCUGAAGAUCCUGGAGAUCUUGCAGUUCAUCCUGAACGUGCGGCUGGACUACAGGAUCUCCUACCUGCUCUCUGUCUUCAAGAAGGAGUUUGUGGAGGUUUACCCCAUGCAGGACAGUGCAGCUGAUGGGACAGCUCCAGCCUUUGACUCCACAACUGCAGCCAUGAACCUGGACCGGAUCGGGGAGCACGCUGAAGCCAUGUUUGGUGUGGGGAAAUCGAGCAGCAUGUUGGAGGUGGAUGACGAGGGAGGGAGGAUGUUCCUGAGGGUGCUGAUCCACCUGACCAUGCACGACUACCCCCCACUCAUCUCCGGCUCCCUGCAGCUCCUCUUCAAGCACUUCAGCCAGAGGCAGGAGGUCCUGCACACCUUCAAGCAGGUCCAGCUCCUGAUCUCAGCCCAGGAUGUGGAGAACUACAAAGUGAUCAAGUCAGAGCUGGACAAGCUCCGCACGAUGGUGGAGAAAUCGGAGCUCUGGGUGGACAAGAAGGGCAGCACCAAAGGGGACAGCACAGGGGAGGGGAACAAGAAGGAGAAGAAGGAGCACGGUGCCGACGAGGAGGUCAUUGCUCCAGGAGAGAAGAGCAGUGAGAACUACCAGAUAGUGAAGGGGAUCCUGGAGCGGCUCAACAAGAUGUGUGGGGUGGGGGAGCAGGUGCGCAAGAAGCAGCAGCGCCUGCUGAAGAACAUGGACGCCCACAAGGUGAUGCUGGACCUGCUGCAGAUCCCCUAUGAGAAGGGGGAUGCCAAGAUGAUGGAGAUCCUCAAGUUCACCCACCAGUUCCUGCAGAAGUUUUGUGCUGGCAACCAGGAGAACCAGGCCCUGCUGCACAAACACCUCAACCUGUUCCUGACCCCGGGGCUGCUGGAGGCAGAGACCAUGCAGCACAUCUUCCUCAACAACUACCAGCUGUGCUCGGAGAUCAACGAGACGGUGCCGCAGCACUUCAUCCACUGCGUGGCCACCCACGGCCGCCACGUCCAGUACCUCGACUUCCUGCACACCAUCAUCAAGGCCGAGGGCAAGUACGUCAAGAAGUGCCAGGACAUGAUCAUGACUGAGCUCACCAACGCCGGGGAUGACGUGGUGGUUUUCUACAACGACAAGGCUUCGCUGGCCACCCUGCUGGAGAUGAUGACAGCAGCCAGGGAUGGGGUGGAGGAGAACAGCCCCCUGAUGUACCACAUCUCCCUGGUGGACCUGCUGGCUGCCUGCGCCGAGGGCAAGAACGUCUACACCGAGAUCAAGUGCACGUCCCUGCUGCCCCUGGAGGACGUGGUGCGGGUGGUGACACACGAGGACUGCAUCACGGAGGUGAAGAUGGCCUAUGUGAACUUUGUCAACCACUGCUAUGUGGACACGGAGGUGGAGAUGAAGGAGAUCUACACCAGCAACCACAUCUGGACCCUCUUUGAGAAUUUCACCCUGGACAUGGCCCAGAUGUGCAAGAAGAGGGAGAAGCGCCUGCCGGACGCCACGCUGGAGAAGUACGUGCUGACGGUGGUGCUGGACACCAUCAACGCGUUCUUCAGCUCGCCCUUCUCGGAGAACAGCACCUCCCUGCAGACCCACCAGACCAUCGUGGUGCAGCUCCUCCAGUCCACCAUGAGGCUGCUGGAGUGUCCCUGGCUGCAGCAGCAGCACAAGAGCUCGGUGGAGUCCUGCAUCCGCACGCUGGCCAUGGUUGCCAAGAGCCGCUCCAUCGCUCUGCCCAUGGACCUGGACGCCCACGUGAGCUCCCUGCUCAACAGCAGCUCCACCAGCACGGUGCAGAGGAACACCUCGAGCUACAAGGCAGCCACACGCACCUUCCCCCGCGUGUCCACCACCCCCAACCAGUGGGACUACAAGAACAUCAUCGAGAAGCUGCAGGACAUCAUCAACGCCCUGGAGGAUCGCCUGAAGCCGCUGGUGGAGGCUGAGCUGUCCGUGCUGGUGGAUGUCCUGCACCGGCCCGAGCUGCUCUUCAUGGAGGGCACGGAGGCGUUCCAGCGAUGCGAGAGCGGCGGGUUCCUGUCCAAGCUGGUGCAGCACACCAAGGACCUCAUGGAGACAGAGGAGAAGCUCUGCAUCAAGGUGCUGAGGACACUGCAGCAGAUGCUGGUGAAGAGGAACAAGUAUGGAGAGAGGGGCAACCUGCUGCGGAAAAUGCUCAUGAACAACUACCUGCAGAACAAGAGGUCCAGCUCCAAGGGGGAGAUGGGGGAUGCUGCUGGGGGAGGCCAGGACCAGGACUGGUCGGCCAUCGCCGCUGUCCAGUGCCGGCUGGACCGCGAAGGGGCCACCAAGCUGGUGGCUGACCUCAUCAUGAACACCAAGAACGAGAAGAUCUUCCAGGAGAGCAUCCUGCUGGCCAUCCGCCUGCUGGAUGGAGGCAACACCGAGAUCCAGAAAUCCUUUUACAACCUCAUGACGAGCGACAAGAAGUCCGAGAAGUUCUUCAAGGUCCUGCACGACCGGAUGAAGAAAGCCCAGCAGGAGACCAAGUCCACGGUGUCGGUGAACAUGAGCGACAUCGGGAACAAACCCCGCGAGGACAAGGACGAGCCAGACCCUGGCACCAAAGGACGAGGAGACACCUUCCUGAUGCCCGGCACCCCCACGCGGUACCCGAUGGCCGUGGGGUUCCGGAAGGGCCACGACCCCGGGGAGCAGGGCCAGAACAACGAGAUGGGGGUGACGGUGCUGAUCAUGGAGCCCAUCCUGCGCUUCCUGCAGCUGCUCUGCGAGAACCACAACCGCGACCUGCAGAACUUCCUGCGGUGCCAGAACAACAAAACCAACUACAACCUGGUGUGUGAGACGCUGCAGUUCCUGGACAUCAUGUGUGGCAGCACCACGGGCGGGCUGGGGCUGCUCGGCCUCUACAUCAACGAGUACAACGUGGCUCUGAUCACCCAGACCCUGGAGACCCUGACCGAGUACUGCCAGGGGCCCUGCCACGAGAACCAGAGCUGCAUCGUGACCCACGAGUCCAACGGGAUCGACAUCAUCACAGCCCUGAUCCUAAACGACAUCAGCCCCCUCUGCAAGUACCGGAUGGACCUGGUGCUGCAGCUGAAGGACAAUGCCUCCAAGCUCCUCCUGGCCCUGAUGGAGAGCAGGCACGACAGCGAAAACGCCGAGCGGAUCCUCAUCAGCCUCCGUCCCCAGGAACUGGUGGAUGUCAUUAAGAAGGCCUACCUGCAGGAGGAGGAGUGUGAGAAUGCUGAGGUGUCCCCCCGGGAAGUUGGACACAACAUUUAUAUCCUGGCACUGCAGCUCUCCCGACACAACAAGUCUCUGCAGCAGCUCCUGAAGCCGGUGAAGCGAAUCCAGGAGGAGGAGGAGGAGGGAAUCUCAUCCAUGCUCAGCCUUAACAACAAGCAGCUGUCGCAGAUGCUGAAGUCCACAGCUCCAGUGCAGGAGGAAGAGGAGGAUCCACUGGCUUACUACGAGAAGCACACGUCCCAAAUCGAGAUCGUGCGGCUGGACCGGAGCAUGGAGCAGAUCAUCUUCCCUGUGCCUGGCAUCUGCGAGUUCCUCACCAAGGAGACCAAGUACAGGCUCUUCACCACCACGGAGCAGGACGAGCAGGGCAGCAAAGUCAGCGACUUCUUCGACCAGUCCUCCUUCCUGCACAACGAGAUGGAGUGGCAGAAGAAGCUGCGCAGCAUGCCGCUGAUGUACUGGUUCUCCCGCAGAAUGACGCUCUGGGGAAGCAUUUCCUUCAACCUGGCUGUCUUCAUCAACAUCAUCAUUGCUUUCUUCUACCCCUACGUGGAAGCCACUUCCAUGGGAGUGCUGGAUUCCCCACUGAUCUCGCUGCUCUUCUGGAUCCUGAUCUGCUUCUCCAUCAUGGCCCUGUUCACCAAGCGCUACGGGGUGCGGCCGCUGCUGGUGGCGCUGAUCCUGCGCUCCAUCUACUACCUGGGCAUCGGGCUCACCCUCAACAUCCUGGGGGCUCUCAAUCUGACCAACAAGAUCGUGUUCGUGGUGAGCUUCGUGGGCAACCGAGGCACCUUCAUCCGUGGCUACAAGGCCAUGAUCAUGGAUGUGGAAUUCCUGUACCACGUGGGCUACAUCGUGACCAGUGUCCUGGGGCUCUUCGUGCACGAGCUCUUCUACAGCAUCCUGCUGUUUGACUUGAUCUACCGUGAGGAGACCUUGUUUAAUGUCAUCAAAAGCGUGACGCGGAACGGGCGCUCCAUCCUGCUGACAGCCCUGCUGGCCCUCAUCCUCGUCUACCUCUUCUCCAUCGUGGGCUUCCUCUUCCUGAAGGAUGACUUCAUCCUCGAGGUGGACCGGCUGCCGGACAGCAAAGCCAAAGAUGAUCCCUUGGGGAUGCAAAAGAAUGUGGAAACCUUCGUGGAGUCGUGCAGCAGUGACAAAAUCAGCUGCUCUGCUGCACCCACUGCCUUGGAAGAAGCUGACCCGGAGCAGUGGGAACGUGCCUGUGACACGCUGCUGAUGUGCAUUGUCACCGUCCUCAACCACGGCCUGCGCAACGGCGGCGGCGUGGGGGACAUCCUGAGGAAACCCUCCAAGGAUGAGUCCCUGUUCCCUGCCCGAGUUGUCUACGACCUCCUCUUCUUCUUCAUUGUCAUUAUCAUUGUCCUCAACCUCAUCUUUGGGGUCAUUAUUGACACCUUUGCUGAUCUGAGGAGCGAGAAACAGAAGAAGGAAGAGAUCCUGAAGACCACCUGUUUUAUUUGUGGGCUGGAAAGGGACAAGUUUGACAACAAGACCGUGUCCUUUGAGGAGCACAUCAAAUACGAGCACAACAUGUGGAACUACCUGUACUUCAUCGUGCUGGUGAGGGUGAAGAACAAGACUGACUACACCGGCCCCGAGAGCUACGUGGCACAGAUGAUCAAGAACAAGAACCUGGACUGGUUCCCCCGGAUGCGAGCCAUGUCUCUGGUCAGCAAUGAAGGGGAAGGGGAGCAGAACGAGAUCCGCAAUCUGCAGGACAAACUCAACACCACCAUGAAGCUUGUGUCCCACCUCACCUCCCAGCUGAACGAGCUGAAGGAACAGAUGACGGAGCAGCGGAAGCGCCGGCAGAGGAUGGGGUUUGUGGAUGUCCAGAACACCAUGAACCACUGAGGCAGCUCCAGCCACCGAGGGACUGCACCGCUGCCAGCUGAGGAGGCUGCUCCUCCCCGGGCUCCAGGCGUGGAUUGUCACUGUCUGGGGAAAAUGGACCACGUGGAAAGGGCUUCCCAGGCAGCAUCUCCCUUAGAGCUUGUAAGCAAUCCCAGGAGCAGGGACUGGCCAGAGUCCACCCCACACCUGGGCCCAGGUGUUUUACACCCUCGUAGGAAGAUAAACCAUACAGGACUUUCAUUCCUCAUUGCAAUAACUCUUUUAUUUUGCAACUGUGGAGGGUUGUAUCUUUAUCUCCAUGUGCUCCAGCCCCUUGGCUGUGGGGUAAGUAGCUGUAGGGCCGCACUAUUUAACUUAUUCUGAGUGCCACUUGUCCCUGUGGGUAUCUGCCAAGCAGCCCUCGUUAUCUGCUGUGCCUGCUCCACGCUGACCCCUCUCCAUUUACAGAAUUCUCUCCAUCCUGUGGUGCAGCAAAGAGCAGCUGAACUCAAGGAGGUGGAUUUAAUUUAAUUAACUUGCCAGAUGAGGAGCUGAGCUUGUCCUAGUGGGAACUAAAAGUCUUUUGCCUUCUGUGGACCAAGGAUCUUUGGGAAGCAGUAGUAGGAGCCUGCAGGUUUACAGGAGUUCACUGUGAAGGGGUGUCCUGUGUUUUAGUUUCAUCUCUGGUGUCAUGUUUUACCUUUUUUUUGUUUUGGUUUUUUUUAGUUGUUAUCAUUGUUACUUAAGAACUGAAGUGUAAAUUGCCUUAACUAAAUUAAAUACAGAAUCAUGUUAUAAUAAAACCUUCAACGUGGUAAAGAAAGUCCCCUCCCUGUGCCCUCUGGUGUGUGAUAGGGCUUUGGGACAGAACCCAAAGCAGGGGUGGCACCCAGGGUGCUCCCAGCUCCAGGUGUUGCACAUCCCCUGCCAAACGCUGCCAUGAAGAGCCACCACCAGCACCAGCCCUGGUUCCUGGAGCUCUGGACCAGAGCCUGCUGCAGUUUCAAAUUCUUUCAGUGCCUGCCAGGAAAUCACUGCUGAAACCCAUAAAAAGGAGCAGCUGUUGGUGCUGUGGAGCCCUGGCACAGCUCUGCUCCAGACACGCAUCCUUCCCAAGCCAGCCCCAGCACCAAGCCCAAGAACAGACACUGAUGAAAGCAGAAAAGCUCUAAAAAGGAAUAAAAAAGCCCGUAACAGUGAAGUUGCAGAACACUUGAAAUGUGUUUAUGGCUCCAUCUAGCAGCAUGUCAUUUAAUCCUGCCUUCACCUUCAGCUCUGCACUAACCCACACAUCCCUCUCCUCAGGCUGGGGGGAAUCUGCACAGAGCUGGCUCCUCCAGCAGCAGCAGCUGAUUAAAAUCUCAAUUAAACUCGUGCAGUGCUCCACUGUCACCAUGGCAAAGUCACCCUCUGUCCUCUCUGUCUUCUCCGAAGGAAAAUAAAUGUGGUGAUUAAAGUUCUCCCUCCCUGCACUGCCCUGGUCCCUGGGCUAACACACAAACACAGGCACAGAGAGGGUUUCACAUCCUCUCUGUUCUCUUCACAAGAACAUUUAAAGCUGCACCUCCUCCCUCUGGGCAGCUCCUGCUCGUUCCA
Molecule: messenger RNA, 10068 nt
Organism: Passer montanus (Eurasian tree sparrow)
Lineage: Eukaryota; Metazoa; Chordata; Aves; Passeriformes; Passeridae
Gene: ITPR3
Product: inositol 1,4,5-trisphosphate receptor type 3
Exons: 58
Coding region: 499-8493 (2664 amino acids)
Biological process (GO): calcium ion transmembrane transport
Cellular component (GO): endoplasmic reticulum; membrane
Molecular function (GO): inositol 1,4,5-trisphosphate-gated calcium channel activity; inositol 1,4,5 trisphosphate binding
Source: RefSeq, a predicted model, not a curated record